UCAGGAUUUAUAUAGCGCCAACAGUUACAUUUUUUUCCCUUUUUAUUGCAAUGACUGAACUGUGUGUGUAUGUCAUUUCUCACAACAGAGCAGAGUCUGCAUCUCGGAUUAAGAUUCCUUUGCUUCAGUCUUACCAGCAAUCAAACAUCAUUGAAAUCCUGCCUUAUCAUCGGUGUGACUCAAGGUCUAAAGACCUCUCGAGUGAUCUCGAAUGUCUGUUGAGCCUCCAGAGUCAGCAUAUCCGUUCAAGACUUGCAGUCUGUUUGACAGUAAUGCCAUGCACAGAAGCUGAGGAGUUUGAAAAGAAUGGAAUUCUUGUGUAUGAUGUCGACACUUUCAUCAGAAGAAUCCAGAAAGUAGACAUACAGCUUCAGCCUUCUUUUUGG
Messenger RNA from Staurois parvus, 386 nucleotides. Lineage: Eukaryota; Metazoa; Chordata; Amphibia; Anura; Ranidae. The record is from the annotation of a GenBank genome assembly.